AUGGAGGUAUAUGUCGAUGAUAUGCUGGUAAAGAGCAAAAAGUCUAAGGACUAUGUGGAGGACCUUAAGGGAAUGUUCGACAUCCUGCGGAAGUAUAGGAUGAAGCUUAAUCCCCUUAAGUGUGCGUUCAAGGUCAAAUUGGGAAAAUUCUUAGGUUUUAUGGUGAGUAGUCGAGGAAUCGAGGCUAAUCCAGAGAAGGUACAGACCCUCCUCGACAUAAAAUCACCACAGAAACUGAAAGAAGUCAAUAAGCUAAUGGAUUGUAUUGUCGUGCUCAAUAGGUUCAUCUUGAAAUCUACAGAUAAGUGUAUAUCGUUCUUUGACACCCUGAGAGGAAGCAAGCCGUUUCAAUGGACGGAGGAGUGCGAACACGCGUUCCAACAAUUGAAGGAGCACAUUAGGAAGCCACCCCUACUAUCCAAGCCUACGACCGGAGAGGUGCUGAGCUUGUAUCUGGCGGUCUCUGAACAUGUCGUUAGUUCGGUGUUGGUAUUGCAAAAGCCUGACACUUUUGGAAGACUCCUUAAGUGGUCCAUAGAGCUCAGCCAGUUCGACAUUGAUUACAAGCCGCGGAUAGCCAUCAAGGGCCAAGCCCUGGUCGACUUUGUUGCUGAGUUCAUGGGGUUGCCGAAUGAAGCAGAGGUUGUUGGCGGGCCACUCAGUUGGAAACUCUAUGUCGACGGAAGCUCCAAUGACAACGGCAGUGGAGCAGAGUUGGUAUUGCAUACCCCAGAGGGUCACAAAGUAACCUCAGCCGUCAGGUUUGAAUUCCCCACAUCUAACAAUAAAGCAGAAUAUGAAGUGUUACUGGCCAGACUCCGGUUGGCAGAACACCUAAAAGUGGAGGCUAUAGACAUCUCCAGCGAUUCACAACUAGUCGUGAACCAAGUGAAAGGCCAAUAUCAAACCAGGGAUGAAAAGAUGGCAGCCUACCUUGAGAAGGUUAAAGAGGCCUUAGAAAAACUCACGGCCUACGACAUACAGCAAGUGCCAAGGGCAGAAAAUAGUAACGCUGACGCCCUUCCCAGGCUAGCCACCUCAAAGGAUGCCGAGCUGUUGAAGCUAGUACCCGUGGAGGUCUUAAAAGAUCCUUCCACUGAGGGAAAGCUUGAAGUCAUGUCAAUGAGUCACCAGCCGAGCUGGAAGGACCCAAUCAUAAGAUAUUUGCUUGACGGUGAACUCCCAGAGGACAAACAGCAAGCAAAAAGGCUAAGGUACCAGGCGUCGAGAUUCACCAUGCAUGACGUUAUUCUUUAUCGAAGGGGAUUCUCGACACCCUUGCUCCGGUGCCUUGAUGAAGAAGAAGCAAAAAGGGUGCUCUCAAAAUCCAACGGACAGGUCGAGGUGGUCAACAAGAUCAUUAAAGUCACGCUGAAGCGGCGACUCAACAGUUACAAAGGAAAGUUGGCAGAUGAGGUACCGAAGGUCCUGUGGGCCUACAGGACAACCAGUAGGACUACCACGGGGGAAACUCCCUGCUCAAUGGCUUAUGGGGUGGAAGUGGUCCUUCCAGUCGAGAUAUCCAUUCCUACCAGCCGAGUGACACAGUAUGAAGAGAAUAGGAACGCCAAGCAAAUGGGCUUGGAGCUCGACCUUUUGGAGGAAAGGUGCAUAACUGGCUAG
Messenger RNA from Morus notabilis, 1623 nucleotides. RefSeq lists its product as uncharacterized. NCBI's taxonomy places the organism in Eukaryota, Viridiplantae, Streptophyta, Magnoliopsida, Rosales, Moraceae. The transcript is spliced from 3 exons. The record is from RefSeq and is a predicted model, not a curated record. Bases 1 to 1623 code for a protein of 540 amino acids. Gene Ontology annotation, molecular function: RNA-DNA hybrid ribonuclease activity; nucleic acid binding.